CCUUACUCAGAUCUUUUCCCCAGAUUCAAACACUAAAGGCCUAAACCCUAGACAAAAAGAAAAUCAAAAUCAGAGAAUUUGAAUCCAAGAAAAGGAAAAUUGGAGGAUCAUAUUGUUCUCUUGUUGCGUCGAUUUUCUUCGAUAAAGAGAUCCAAGAAAAUGUCGAAUAAACCGCGAGAGUCGGUCGUGAUCCGAUCCGUUUGGUCGGAAAAUUUGGAUUCCGAAUUCGAGAUAAUCAGAUCCAUAAUCGACGUUUUCCCGAUCAUUUCAAUGGACACAGAGUUUCCAGGAGUUGUCGUCCGAUCGGAGGGCGCCGGCGGCUGCCAUCGCUCCCGUCGAAUUGACGCCACUGAGAAUUACCAAAGCCUCAAAGCGAAUGUUGACAUACUAAAGCUUAUCCAAAUCGGCCUAACGUUAUCAGACGCUGACGGGAAUUUACCAAAUCUCGGCACCGAGAACCGGUACAUUUGGGAGUUCAAUUUCAAAGAUUUCGAUGUGGGGAAUGAUGUACAUGCGCCUGAUUCCGUCGAGCUUCUCCGUCGCCAAGGCAUAGAUUUCGAGAAGAACCUGGAACUUGGGAUCGAGUUGGUCCGGUUCGCGGAACUGAUGAUGUCAUCGGGACUCGUAUUGAACGACGCCGUUACGUGGGUGACUUUCCACUGCGCGUAUGAUUUUGGAUACCUCGUGAAAUGCUUAACCGGUGGGUUAUUGCCUGACCAACUCACUGAGUUUUUGGAACUCGUGCGAGUGUUCUUCGGAGACAGAAUCUACGACGUCAAACACUUGAUGAAAUUCUGCGCUGGAUUACAUGGAGGGCUCGAUCGUGCGUCUACAGAUUUGGGAGUAAAGCGUGCAAUUGGGAAGAGUCAUCAAGCUGGUUCUGAUAGCUUGUUAACAUUGCACGCUUGGUUGAAGAUAAAGGAAAGGUAUUUUGCAAAUGGGGACCCAAUUGAAAAGUAUGCUAAUGUUCUUUAUGGUUUAGAAGUUGACUAAACUUGAAUUCUAGUUAACUUCUUUUUAUGUCUUCUUGUUUGAAAGAAAUUAUCAUUGCUUUUGUAGAUUCUUUGGGCAAUUGUUUUUAGGUAGGUAGAUUUUUGUCAAACUUUAUGGGUUAUUGAUCAAUCAUCAAUACUAAAAGUAGUUCAGUUCAAUAA
Messenger RNA from Gossypium raimondii (Peruvian cotton), 1154 nucleotides. RefSeq names its product probable CCR4-associated factor 1 homolog 11. The record is from RefSeq and is a predicted model, not a curated record. Gene Ontology annotation, molecular function: poly(A)-specific ribonuclease activity; nucleic acid binding. Lineage: Eukaryota; Viridiplantae; Streptophyta; Magnoliopsida; Malvales; Malvaceae. Bases 160 to 993 code for a protein of 277 amino acids. Gene Ontology annotation, cellular component: CCR4-NOT complex; P-body; CCR4-NOT core complex. The transcript has a single exon.